Messenger RNA from Camelina sativa (false flax), 1086 nucleotides. Lineage: Eukaryota; Viridiplantae; Streptophyta; Magnoliopsida; Brassicales; Brassicaceae. The record is from RefSeq and is a predicted model, not a curated record.
AUGUGUUUUGAGAAAGUGGUUCACAUGGAAGUUGGAUGGUUCGACGAGCCAGAGAAUUCAAGUGGAACCAUAGGAGCAAGGCUAUCUGCAGAUGCAGCCACAAUACGUGGUCUAGUUGGGGAUGCUUUGGCUCAGACGGUACAGAAUCUUUCAUCUAUAUUGGCUGGUUUGAUCAUUGCCUUCUUGGCUUGUUGGCAAUUGUCCUUCGUCGUCCUCGCUAUGCUCCCGCUUAUUGCACUCAAUGGAUUUCUAUACAUGAAGUUCAUGACAGAAGACAAAGUGAUGAAGAUGUACACAAAGAAAUGUGAAGGUCCAAUGAAGACAGGGAUUCGUCAAGGCAUAGUCAGUGGUAUUGGUUUCGGCUUCUCUUUCUUCGUCCUCUUCGCUUCUUACGCUACCAGUUUCUACGUUGGAGCUCGCCUUGUCGAUACGGUGUUCUUUGCUUUGACAAUGGCGGCAAUGGCAAUAUCUCAAUCGAGUUCGUUAUCUCCUGAUUCAAGCAAAGCAGAUGUAGCUGCUGCUUCGAUAUUCGCAAUCAUGGACAGAGAAUCAAAGAUUGACCCGAGCGUUGAGUCUGGAAGAGUGUUGGAAAAUGUUAAAGGAGACAUUGAGCUUCGUCAUGUUAGUUUCAAAUACCCAGCAAGACCAGAUGUGCAAAUCUUCCAAGAUCUUUGUCUAAGCAUUCGAGCCGGAAAGACAGUUGCUUUGGUCGGAGAAAGCGGGAGCGGGAAAUCAACGGUGAUAGCAUUGUUGCAGAGGUUUUACGAUCCAGAUUCAGGUGAGAUCACUCUUGACGGUGUAGAGAUCAAGAGCUUGCGAUUGAAAUGGUUGAGACAACAGACGGGACUUGUGAGCCAAGAACCAAUCUUGUUCAACGAAACAAUCAGAGCCAACAUUGCUUACGGCAAAGGAGGAGACGCGAGUGAAUCCGAAAUCGUUUCUUCAGCUGAAUUAUCAAACGCCCAUGGUUUCAUCAGUGGUCUACAACAGGGUUACGAUACGAUGGUGGGAGAAAGAGGAAUUCAAUUAUCAGGUGGACAGAAGCAACGAGUAGCCAUAGCUAGAGCCAUCGUCAAGGAUCCAAAG